Messenger RNA from Cuscuta europaea, 3229 nucleotides. The record is from the annotation of a GenBank genome assembly. NCBI's taxonomy places the organism in Eukaryota, Viridiplantae, Streptophyta, Magnoliopsida, Solanales, Convolvulaceae.
GGAACUUUCGGACUCAUAAAUAGGUCUUUCCUGGCUUUGGAUUGGCGAUACCUGUGAUUCACAUUAGCUGCAGAGGAAUCUAACUCAUCUAUUUCAACCAUGUCAUACUACCCCAAAGGCCACCACCACUCCGGUGACGACGCCGUCGACGACUUCGAUGAGUAUGACCCCACCCCUUACGACGGAGGGUACGACAUUACCCUCGAAUACGGCCGUCCCAUUCCGCCAUCGGAGGAAACCUGCUAUCCCAUCUCGUCAUCCUCCGGCCAAUUUGACUACGACCGUCCCCAUUAUACCUCCUCUGCUGAGCCAUCUGCCUAUGCUGAUGCAGCUCUUGAUGAUGAGUACAAGAGCUAUGCCCGACCUAAGCCUCGACCUACCGCUUCUUAUGGAGGCUCAUCCGGACCGGGGUAUGGUGGAUCUGAGAAUCCCCGCCCUAACUAUGGGUUCCAGCCUGAGAUGAAUCGACCCGGCGGUGAAUCUGAGUACGGAGAGGGCGGAUUCGGAUCUGAAGGCGGGUAUGGUCGCAAGCCAGCAUACGAGAAACCGACCUCUGAAUAUGGAUCAGGGUAUGGUAGGAAGAGCGAGGACGAACGUCCUAGUUCUGAAUACGGUUCUGGUUAUGGGCGGAAGAGCGAGGACGAACGCCCCAGUUCUGAAUACGGUUCUGGUUAUGGGCGGAAGAGCGAGCACGAACGUCCCAGUUCUGAAUACGGUUCUGGUUAUGGGCGGAAGAGCGGGUACGAACAGCCAAGCUCUGAACACGAAUCUGGAUAUGGACGUAGGACUGAAUUUGAUCAACCAGCUUCUGAAUAUGGAUCUGGCUAUGGACGCCGGCAGGAAGAACAAAAUCCCAUUUCCGAGUAUGGAUCUGGCUAUGGGCGUAAGAGUGGAAAUGAAGAGCCCGUUUCCGAAUAUGGAUCCGCGUAUGGAAGGAAGAGUGAGUAUCAGCAGCCUGCUACUGAUUACGAAUCUAGUGGAUAUGGCAGAAAACCAAGCUAUGGACAGGAAGAGGGAAGUGGGCAUGGCUUUGGCGGAGAAAGGGCUGAGCCAGUGAGAGAGAGACCAGGCUAUGGUGAAGAAAGGCCCAGCUAUGGUCGGUCAAGCUACAAGACUGAAGAGACUGAAGGUUAUGGGAGGUCAACAUAUGAUAGGCCGAGCUAUAAAAAGCCCGAUGAGGAGGAGGAAUACAGGAAGCCUAGCUAUGAGAGGCGUGGUGAUGAUGAUGAAGGAUAUGGUCGCAAGAAAUAUGGUGAUGAUGAUUCUAAUGAUGAGGAUAGCCACAAGCAUCACAAUCGUCACCAUCGCAAGCACUAUGAUGAUUAAUUGAAUGUUAUUUGUGGUGUGCUCUUCCACAAAGGCACAGUUCCUACCAUGCUAAACUACUAAAAAAACCGUGUUCUAUAUGUUCCUCAUCAUAUAGCAUUGGAAUCACAUCUCUAGUGGCUGACAGUCAUUUGGGGCUGCAUCAACCUAGAAGUAUGUGGUUUGCUUUGAAUUUUCAUUUUUUCAAUAAAUUCCCAAAUACUUGGGAUGAUGCAUCACAUGAGUGGACAAGUGGUGUCCAUGCUGCUAAAACUCUGGUUUGCUUGUGGUUUUCUAUAUAUUUAUAUAUUCUGCCUGUAAAACUAUCUUGUUUCAGUGUUCUUCAGUGUGAUGGUGUUUAACUGUUUAUGUUGCUUGCCAUUGAUGUUUCUUCCGUUACUUACAUUCUGGUGUGAGGUUAGUCAGAUUGUCAGCUGGAGCCUGGAUGCCUGGAUGCCUGGGGCUUAUAAGUUAUGGACUUAUGGUUGAUGUUCUUCAACUCCAUUUCUGAGUGCAUUGUUAAAAUUACAUGUCUCUUUUCUACUACAAAGUGCAUUGUUAAAAUUGUUUUCUGGUAUCUACAUACUUUCAUAUUUUCCUCUUAGAAGGAGGGUAUAAAUAUUACUAGUACAAUAUAACCGCACAUAUAUUCAUUGGAAACAAUUUAACAUUAUUAACAUAUUCAUAGGAAUUUGUUGAUAUAGAGCAUCGGCCACAGGUGGCACUGUGGCAGGCUCCAUUGAAGGUGGAACCGUGGAAGGGAAGGCUCAUAAAAAGCCAACCCUUAUUGAUUACUCACAUUCAUUGAGUAAAGAUAAACACAGGGCAAUAUUUCAUUAACAAAUAUUGUAUUUCCAUUAUAUGGACUUUUUUGAAGACAAACUUUCUCAGAAGUCCAAGGAUUCUCAACAAAGUUCAAUAUAGUGGAUUUCCUUGAAAGCAUAAGUUUUAUACAAAUUUAUAAAAAUCUUCAAACUUGAUAUGAAUAACUUAUUCUAAUUAUAUAGAACUAGUAGUACUUUAAAAAAUUGGUUUCGUUAGCCAAGGCAAAUAGGCAAUAAAAAAGGAUAGCAAAAUGAUGCACUAGCGAUAUAACUUACCAAUAUUAACCAACUUCCAAGGAUGUAAUCAGUCACUAUAUGGUCAAUAUUAACAACUUCCAAUAAUAUACCAUUUUGAUAUUUAAAAUAGAAAAACUCUUACUGUACAUGAAUUGGUAUACACAAAAUCCCCCUAGUUGCAUGUCUACAUAGGCAAUUCGUUUGAAAAUGGGCAAAAUUUGAUGCCAAAACCCCCUAAUUGUCCGUUGACACAAACAAUGCACAAUUUAUGUACACCAAGAAUUGCCCUUUAAAAUAACUCCUUCCACCCUAAAAACAAGUUAUGCUUUAUUUAGAUGCCCUCAAAAGAGGUUCCCAUUUCCAUGGAAAGGAGAAUUUUUAAAAGGCAAAUGUCUCUAUUACCUUUUUUGCUUUCUUUUGCUCCACUUGAAAAUUGAAAUAAAGUAAGGGUGCACUUGAAAAGUAACAUUUACUUUUUGCAUAAAUAUGUAUAUAGAUCAAAGUGGAAAUUUGUUUUUAGGACAUGGGUAGUAUAAUGUUUUUCGCAUUUCUAUUUUCUUUUGUAUGCUAAACCGUAAAAAGUAAAUUUUCACGGAUGAUACUUAUACUAUUGUAGUGUUGUGCUUGCAGAGCCACAUUUGUUUUUUAUCUUCACAUAAUUAUGUGCAUAUUUCAAAUUUCGAAGUUAUGUGUUUGACAUUCAAUAUUAUUGAUCUUUACUGAUCAAUAUAUGUGCAGAUUUCAAUACCACUUCUAUAUUGAUCUUUGAAUGCCAAUGAUAUGAUCAAUAGAGAGGCGUUACCUCCAUUCCAAAGAACUACUACGGGGUAGUAUUAUUUCCCUAGUGGCUUGAUGGCCUAACA